Molecule: messenger RNA, 1335 nt
Organism: Syzygium oleosum
Lineage: Eukaryota; Viridiplantae; Streptophyta; Magnoliopsida; Myrtales; Myrtaceae
Product: O-methyltransferase 1, chloroplastic
Exons: 7
Coding region: 167-1132 (321 amino acids)
Biological process (GO): methylation
Molecular function (GO): methyltransferase activity
Source: RefSeq, a predicted model, not a curated record
UCCACCGGUUCGAUGCGUUUCCACGCUGGAACGACACAUCUCGGAAGAAGAUAGACGCUCGUCGCUCGCUCGCUCAGCGCUCAGGGCAAACAAACAUGACAUCGGACUGCGGAUUGAGCGCGAGCGAGGGGACGAUGAGACUUUCGAUUCAGUCCGGCGUUUGACCAUGACGAGUGCGGAGCAUGUGGCGGCGGGGUUCGGAGUUGCGCCGGCCACUCCUGUCUGGCGGCGCACUCCUGUCUGGCGGCCGAAGCUGAUGGGUACUUCUGGGGUCCGACUGAGGGCGAAACUCGGCGACGGGAGUGACCCAUUUCUCCAAUCUGCCCUCAGUGCCGCGUCUCUUCGUUUCCGAGAGACCCUUCGACCAGAGCCUCUUUUCGUCGAUCCAUAUGCCGGUUGUUUUGUUUCUACUGAUAAUGAAGUGGACACGAAGAAGCAGACACACCAUUAUUGUCUUGCAACUAAAUAUAUUGAUGAUAAGUUGCUUCAUAUUAUCAAUCGUAUUGAUGGGCUCAAGCAGGUUGUUUUGCUAACAGAUGGCAUGGAUACUCGUCCUUAUAGACUUAAUUGGCCAAGUUCAACCUUGAUAUUUGACAUAUCUCCAGAUGAAUUAUACAAAAUAGCAGCUGAAAAACUUGAAGGUGUUGGGGCUAAAAUUUCAAGAAGUUGCUUAUUCUAUCACAUCCCCUUGGCGUCAUCCAAUUUGCAGCAUGUUUUGCACACAAAGGGCUUCAAUGGAAGUCGGCCUAGUAUAUGGGUGAUCCAGGGCUUGCUUCUUAUGAAUUUGGCAAGUUUCGAGGAUAUCUUGUUUGUUGUUAGUAGUAUGGCCAUGAAUGGUAGCCUUUUUUUGGGAGAAUUGCCUGGCUGGCUGGCAGAUACUGGAAUUGGAAGAAAUUUUGAUUCUGGAAAAUGGAUGGACAAGCUUUUCAUGACCAACGGUUUCCGAGUGGACAUAAUUAACUACGACGAAGUUGCAAGGAACUUAGGCAAGCAAUUGACAUCAGAAGAAUACAGAAAAAUACUAUUUGUUGCAGAACAGUUGCGAUUUUCUGAUGCUCAGAUGGAAACAUGGAGGAGAGAAUUCCAGAGAGUCGAGGAAGAAGGGGAUGAAGAUGGAUUCGAGGAACUCUGAGAUGCAAAAGCAAUCUUAAUCCCUCUAUUCCUUCUCUUUGUCAGAGGCUUCGGUGCCACUUCCUUUUGCUGUUGUUAGAAAUAGCAUGUUUGUUCUUUUUCCUGUACUUUUUUGUGAGUAUGUCAAGAUACCUUCCUCAGCCUUUUGGCUAAGUAUGCAGAAUAUUUAAGAUGUGAAGUGAACAAACACGUGGUAGUGUCAAA